Elgaria multicarinata webbii is the source of this 1467-nucleotide messenger RNA. Its product is annotated as cytochrome P450 2B19-like. The record is from RefSeq and is a predicted model, not a curated record. Gene Ontology annotation, biological process: xenobiotic metabolic process; epoxygenase P450 pathway. Gene Ontology annotation, cellular component: cytoplasm; intracellular membrane-bounded organelle. The coding region runs from base 16 to 1359 and encodes 447 amino acids. The transcript has 10 exons. Gene Ontology annotation, molecular function: iron ion binding; heme binding; oxidoreductase activity, acting on paired donors, with incorporation or reduction of molecular oxygen, reduced flavin or flavoprotein as one donor, and incorporation of one atom of oxygen. NCBI's taxonomy places the organism in Eukaryota, Metazoa, Chordata, Lepidosauria, Squamata, Anguidae.
AGCUGGGCGGGCAAGAUGGCACCCUGCACCCAGCUCCAGGAGAAGUACGGGCCGGUGUUCACCUUCUACAUGGGGCCCCGGCCAACCGUGGUGCUGUGCGGCUACGAAGCCAUGAAGGAAGCAUUCACAGAUAAUGCCGAAGCGUUUGGCGGGAGAGCUCCGAUACAGGCCCUGGGCGAUACCAUUUCCAAGUACGGAGUGGUCAGCACCAGUGGGGAGCGCUGGAAGCAGCUCCGUCGCUUCUCUCUCACCACCCUGAGGAACUUCGGGAUGGGGAAGAGAUCCAUCGAGGAGCGGAUCCAGGAGGAGGCCCGGUUCCUGGUGGAAGCGCUGCAGGAGACGCAAGGGCAUCCCUUUGACCCUACCUUUUACCUCAGUCAUGCCGUCUCCAACAUCAUCUGCUCUAUUGUGUUUGGCAACCGGUUUGAAUACGAGGACAAGGACUUCAUCACUUUGCUUGAGCUGAUCAAUACAGCCUUCCGGCUCAUGUCAUCCCCCGGGAUGCAGAUCUUUAAUGCUUUCCCGUGUUUGAAGCGGAUCUUUCCCAGUCCCCAUCGCAGACUAUCCAAAUGCUUCGAUGACAUCAUCAGCUUCAUCCUGCAGAGGGUCCAGAUGCACCGCGAGUCGUUCGAUCCAAAUUGCCCUCGAGACUUUAUUGACUCUUUCCUCGCCAAAAUGGAGCAGGAGAAAGAGAACCCGGUUUCUGAAUUCCAUGACAUGAACCUGGCUAUUACGGUUUUCAACCUAUUCUUUGCAGGGACGGAGACGGUCAGCAUCACCCUCCGAUAUGGGCUUCUCAUCCUCCUCCGGCACCCAGAGAUAGAAGCAAAAGUCCAAGAGGAGAUUGACCGGGUCAUCGGGAGGAACCGGAGCCCCUGCAUGGAGGACCGGAUCAAGAUGCCCUACACAGAUGCGGUUGUCCAUGAGAUCCAGCGGUUUGGGGACAUAACCCCAGUGGUGGCUUCUCACUUAAUGACACGUGACACCACAUUUCGGGGAUACAGCCUUCCCAAGGACACUGUGGUUGGGGUUUUCUUGACGUCUGUCCUGCAGGACCCUCAGUACUUUGAGACACCCAAGAAGUUCAAUCCUGGGCACUUCCUGGAUGAAAACGGGGCCUUCAAGAAGAGCGAGGCAUUCCUGCCGUUUUCAUCAGGGAAAAGGGUUUGCCUCGGUGAAAGCUUGGCCCGCAUGGAGCUCUUUCUGUUUCUCACGACUGUGUUGCAAAACCUGAAUCUGAAAACGUUCCAGGUCCGGGAGGAGAUAGACAUUUUGCCAGUAGUGGAGGGUAUCGGAAAGCGUCCCCCGCGCUACCGGCUUUCUGUGGCUCCACGCUGGAAGAUAACAUCCUACAUCUAAACACAACAGUGCCUUCCGAUGGAGCUCGGCUAUACGAGAUUUGCUUAAAAAAGUCCCAGCUCUGAAUAAUGUCUCAGAAAUUUACAUUAAUAAAGAGUCUUAUCUGUC